Hibiscus syriacus is the source of this 3178-nucleotide messenger RNA. Its product is annotated as C-terminal binding protein AN-like. Lineage: Eukaryota; Viridiplantae; Streptophyta; Magnoliopsida; Malvales; Malvaceae. Gene Ontology annotation, biological process: microtubule cytoskeleton organization. Gene Ontology annotation, molecular function: NAD binding. The record is from RefSeq and is a predicted model, not a curated record.
CUACAGGGGUGGUUCGUUUUAACCUUUGCAUAAUGGCUAUUGCCCAAAUUAAGUAAUAUGUAAUUCCUUCUCUCAUGACUGUUCUAUUUACGCCCAAGCCCUCAAUUUCAUUUAUUUCCCUACGAUAUAUCGUUUCGUUAUUCAUGUUUAUCCCCUGAUUUCAUUGAUUUUCCCAAUCAUUUCCCAAUUCUCACCCUGCUAAAGCCAUGGGCUAUCAACAGCGUGAUCCCUUGCAAAUUCCAAUCCCGAAAACCUCAGAUCCUUACGAUACCAUAAGCAAUUCAUCUGCGUGGUUGGAAAUCCGUCUCUUUUACAUUCGAAUCGCGCCCUGCCUAGUUGACAGCGUGCCGGAUCACCUCACCCUCUACUACCUCCGCCAUGAAAUUGGUUUCUUGCUCGAAAUCAACGGCUCCUGUGUCCCGGCUUCUGAUUCCGCUUCGUUUACCCUCCGCCGCGACCGUCUCAACCGAGAAUCAUCCGAGGUCACUUAUGUAAGUACGGAUAGCGUUCGCGUCACGGGAGGGUUUGAAUUCGAGGUGCACGAGAAUGAAAAGAUGAUGUUGUGUGGCUCUUUGGAGAGGAUGGAAGGCGAAUGGAGCAUGGAUUGUCAUCUAUCAGCAGCGGUAAUGAAGCCUGGGAAUUCUGCCUUUUUCAGGAAAAAGGGGGUUUCAGUGCCGGGAAUUGAAGUUUAUAUAGCGGGGUGUUCUGCGGGUGUGCCCAUGAUAUUGACCAAGACGAUACCCGUGAGUCCUCGGAGGAAAAGUGGAACGAGGCUUAGUUCGAUGCUGGAUGCAAUUCCUGAGGAUGAGGAGAUUGACAAAGGGAAUAAUAAAGAUGGAAAUGGAUUGAUUAGACACCGCAAUUUACAGAUUGCAGAACCUGAACUUGAAGAUUAUGACGACGAUGGGAAAAUUGGACACAGUUACUACUCUGAAGAUAUGUAUGCUGGUGAGGAUGGUCAACUUUCAUGGUUUAAUGCUGGUGUUAGAGUUGGUGUUGGAAUUGGCCUUGGGAUGUGCCUUGGGGUUGGAAUCGGAGUUGGGCUGCUAAUGCGAUCAUAUCAAACAACUACUCGGAACUUUAGGAGAUCGUCUGGGCUCAGAUCCUCUGCCACAAUGCCUCGCCGUAACAACCCUACGCCUCUCCCUUUGGUCGUUUCCCUCAACUGCGUGGAGGACUGCGUCCUCGAACAAGAAUCAUUGGCCGACGUAGCACUCGUGGAGCAUGUCCCUCUCAGCCGCUUAGCCGAUGGGAAGAUCGAGACCGCCGUGGCUGUCCUCCUUCACUCCCUUGCCUACCUUCCUCGAGCUGCCCAGCGACGCCUCCGUCCUUACCAGCUCAUCCUCUGUCUCGGAUCAUCUGACCGCGCCGUCGACUCUGCCUUAGCCGCUGACCUCGGACUGCGUCUUGUACAUGUCGAUGUCUCACGAGCUGAGGAGAUCGCUGACACUGUCAUGGCGCUAUUUCUUGGCUUGCUCCGUCGCACGCACUUGCUCUCUCGUCACGCGCUUUCCGCUUCCGGAUGGCUCGGCUCGGUUCAGCCGCUUUGUAGGGGAAUGAGGCGGUGCCGAGGACUAGUGUUGGGAAUUGUUGGCAGAUCUGCGUCCGCCCGGUCUCUGGCAUCCAGAAGCUUGGCCUUCAAAAUGAGUGUGCUUUAUUUUGAUAUUGUGGAGGAAAAUGGAAAAGUAAGUAGGUCUUCUAUAAGGUUUCCACCGGCUGUCCGUAGAAUGGAUACUCUUAAUGAUUUACUUGCUGCAAGUGACCUUAUAUCACUUCAUUGUGCUUUAACAAAUGAAACUGUUCAGAUUAUCAAUGCUGAAUGCUUGCAGCAUGUAAAACCUGGGGCUUUUCUUGUGAAUACGGGCAGCAGCCAGCUCUUAGAUGAUUGUGCAUUAAAGCAGCUUCUCAUCGAUGGCACCUUAGCUGGUUGCGCUCUUGAUGGAGCUGAAGGGCCACAGUGGAUGGAAGCAUGGGUGAAGGAGAUGCCCAAUGUAUUGAUACUUCCACGAAGUUCAGAUUAUAGUGAAGAAGCCUGGAUGGAGAUAAGGGAGAAGGCUAUCUCUAUGUUGCAAACUUUUUUCUUUGAUGGGGCUAUUCCAAAGGAUGCCAUUUCUGAUGAGGAUGAGGAAGAAAGUGAAAUAGUCGAUGAAAAAGGAUUUAGCAUACAGGACAAAGAAAGUGCUUUGCAAGGAUCUAGUGGUGAACAGUUGAUCAAUGAGAUCCAACCAAGUCCUGAAAGCUCCGUCAGAAAGGAUUCCAAUCAAUCGAAGCAGUCUCCUAAUCAAAAUCUGGGUUCUGGUUUAUCUCAUAAUAUUGCCACCGAAUCAGGUGGGAGACGCAGCAGAUCAGGAAAAAAGGCCAAAAAGAGGCUGGCCCGUCAAAAAACCCUACAGAAAUCAGAUGAACCCUUAAUCUUAGAGAAAGAAAGUACUUCACAAAGAGAAGAUGACACUGCUAUUAGUGGUACUGAUCAGGCACUAAGUUCUCGGUCUCGGUCUCCUGAAGACUCGAGAAGUAGGAAAACCCCUAUGGAAUUAAUGCAAGUUUCAAUGUCUGAUCAGCUUCUUAAAACUAGCAAGAAACUAAGUGGCCUGUCUGGUGGUUCACUGAAGGAUGGAUAUAUUAUAGCUUUGUAUGCAAGAGAUCGUCCUGCACUCCAUGUAUCCAGGCAAAGAGUUAAAGGUGGUGGUUGGUUCCUAGACACCAUGUCUAAUGUAACCCAAAGAGAUCCUGCAGCACAGUUCCUUGUUGUCUACAGAAACAAGGAGACCAUUGGUCUACGUUCUUGUGCUGCUGGUGGGAAAUUGCUGCAGAUUAAUAGAAGAAUGGAGUUUGUAUUUGCUAGUCACAGCUUUGAUGUUUGGGAGAGUUGGACGGUGCAAGGUCCUUUGGAGGAAUGUAGGCUGGUCAAUUGCAGAAACCCUUCAGCGGUUUUGGAUGUACGCAUAGAGAUUCUGGCAGCUAUAGGGGAUGAUGAUGGGGUCACUCGCUGGCUUGAUUAGAUUGUGAACAUAUUUGGAGCGGCUGACCAUUUUUCUUUCUGGAUUUUAAGUUUUAGUCUUCUGAGUUUGAAUGUUGUGCAUCGAGUGUGUAAAGCAUUCUUUUUUAUUUUUGGAGGGUUUUAGAAUGGAUUUGUUAUGGUGUGAGCCUAAUGAUGUAAUGAAUGUACUUUACGCGA